This is a messenger RNA of Arctia plantaginis, 2361 nucleotides long. The record is from the annotation of a GenBank genome assembly. NCBI's taxonomy places the organism in Eukaryota, Metazoa, Arthropoda, Insecta, Lepidoptera, Erebidae.
AUGUCGCCUGAGGAUAUAUUGUAUUUGUGCAAUUACGAUGAUCAAGUCCAUACUGAUAAUAUUAGUGUUAAUAAGUUAUGGACAGAGAAAUGGUCAGUAAAUGAAAUAAAUUUGUGCAAAGAUAUAUUAUUGACCGGACUUGAAACAGAAGUUCUGAAAGAUGCAAUAAAAAAACAUCAAAAUGAUAAGAAGGCAAUGGACGACAUACUUUUUGCGUCAGUCAGUUCAUUUUUAACUUUUUGUGAUCGCAAUUGGAGUCCGUACCCAACUGAAUUUGCUGUAGAUACAUUCUAUGGUAUUCCAUGGCCUAAAGACAUUGAUGCCAAUAUUAGGCUGCAGAGAGAUUCCGAGCCAUUGUAUGUUAACAUUUUGCAUUCUGAGCUACUGUAUUACUCGACACAAGUUUUUAAUGCUUUGUGCUGUGCUGAUCAGAGUUUGUUACAUCUGUGGUGGUACUUCAGGAGUAAAGUGGUUCAUCAGAGAGUUCUAGAAGAUACUAGUGCCACAUUAUACUCGGAACUAGAGAUUAUCAUAGCCAAGCUGUCUAACCUUUUAUAUACAAUACAGGACAAGCCAAGACUCCAAAUAUUGCUUUGUUUGGAAAUAGCUCAGGCUUAUUUGAUUUAUGGAAGGAUUCAGAGAGUUGAGGAGUAUCUGAUAAGAGCCAGAGAUCUUGCAGGAUUGAAAUUAGAGUUAACAGGUAUUCUUGGUAAAAGAACAAAGUUUCAGCAAAAUUCUCUACCACAGCUUGCAUUAACCAGUGAGCUUGACUCUGCUGUAGAAAGACCAUCAGCUGAAGAGAGUCAUGGCAAUUCUGAACUACCUCCAGAAAUUGAGUUACAGGAUGAUGUUAGGCUCAAUAAGAUAGAGUAUGCCGAAAAGAUCAGCCAACCUGACCUGCCUAGUUUGGAGCAAGUCUUGUGUUUGUUGACUGUUCAAUACAUAAUGAAGUCUCAACCAAAAGACGCUAUUAUGCUUGAAGAAAUCCAGCCUUAUAUUGAAGCAGUACUUAGUCAAAAGAAAGGUGCUUGGUCCACUAGAGUUGGUGCUCUACUCAUUAGAUGUAAAGUUGAGGCAACACACAAGAGAACAGUAGAGAGAGCCAUGUUGCAGUGUGAGACUAUAGUGAACGAUAAAACCAAUGCUAGUGCUACAACAAGGUUGUCUUAUUUAUGGGCUACUGGUCUACAACCAUCAUGGAUGUGGCGACAACAGCUGGCUGAUCUGUAUCUGAGCCUUGGCCUUGUAAAGGCUGCGCUUGAGGAGUACCAGAAGCUGCAACUCUGGGAGGAUGUUAUUGUCUGUUACACUAUGCUGCAAUUACGACAUAAGGCGGCAGAAGUGAUACAACAACAAAUAGAUGUAAAUCCUACUGUCAAACUCUACUGUUUGUUAGGAGAUGCUACUGAUGAUGUUCAGUACUAUGAAAAAGCGUGGGAGUUCUCCAAUCAUAAAAGUAGUAGAGCCCAAAGACAUUGGGGUAACUUUCUAUUCGACCACAAGAAAUAUGAAGAGUGCAUCCCACAUUAUGAGCAGUCGGUCAAGAUAAAUUCUAUACAGGAGAGUGUGUGGCUACGAUUGGGUUAUGCUGCUCUAAUGUCCGAGAAAUGGGAGCUAUCAGCGAAGGCGUACCGUCGCUACACAUAUUUACAACCAAACACUUUCGAAGCAUGGAACAAUCUCGCUAAAGUGUACGUUCAACAAGGAGAUAAACAGAGAGCAUAUAGAGCACUUAUGGAGGCGUUAAGGUUCAAUUAUGAUAAUUGGAAGUUGUGGGAGAAUGUAAUAAUGGUCAGUAUGAAUACGGGUCACUUCGAAGACGUGAUUCGAGGCUGCCAUCGGAUACUAGACUUGCAGCAUAAAUUAGAAGAUAUUGAAGUGUUAUCCUUAUUAGUGCGCGCUAUCGUCGAGGAUACAAAAGACGCAGAUGGGCAUGGUGCUGGCAGAUUACAGAAAAGAGUACUUGAGUUAUUUGGAAGAAUAACUUCGAUACAUCAGAACAAACCCGAAAUAUGGCAGUUGUAUGCAGACAUAAGUCCUACUUAUUUAUUAAGAGCUCAACGCUUGCAGAAAGCCUAUAAAGGUUAUACACAGAAUGGUAAUUGGCCCACCAACCCAAAUACAUGUAAAGUCAUUAUAGCACUUGCCCAAGAUCUUAUGGAAACUAGUCUAAAAGCUAGGAAAGAAGCUGAAGAAAAAGACAUAACACAAGCCAAUCAACAACUAUCUUCUGCAAGAUUGACUGGCCAAGCCGUCAUAAGGGCUGCUGAAAGACAAGACUGGCCCGAUACCAAGACUAGUCUUGAAACUUUAAAUGAUUUAUUUUCUAAUGUUUCUGAAUAUAUGAAAUCAAUAAUGUAA